Molecule: messenger RNA, 1442 nt
Organism: Amaranthus tricolor (Joseph's coat)
Lineage: Eukaryota; Viridiplantae; Streptophyta; Magnoliopsida; Caryophyllales; Amaranthaceae
Product: receptor-like serine/threonine-protein kinase At1g78530
Exons: 6
Coding region: 255-1331 (358 amino acids)
Biological process (GO): protein phosphorylation
Molecular function (GO): protein kinase activity; ATP binding
Source: RefSeq, a predicted model, not a curated record
ACAGGUGGGACAUAUAUAAAUGUACCAAACUAUUUACAUUGUUUGGUUUCAUUCCUUACUUAGCUUUCAUUUGUUUCUCUUCAAACUCGUACCUCAAUGAAGAUCACUCCACAUUUAAUUUUAAAUUUUCCUCUAUUCUUCUUCUUAUCUUCUUCUUGUUUUUGAUACAUCCAAAUCCAAUCAUUUACUACAGUGGAAUUUGUUGCCUGUAAAUUUGGCCUUCAUUUCUUCAGGUUUCUUUCCUCUGGUUUAAAAUGAGUAAUGCAAAAAUGAUAUCAUUGUACAUUGCAAUAAGUUGUAUUGCUUUUGUUAUUUCAAAAAUGAUAAUAUCAAUUCUACUCUACAAGAAUUGGAAAAGGAAGCAUAUGUCAGUUCAAUACAGCUACUCAGGUGGGAAAAUGGUGAUUUUUCGGCCUUCAACCACUAAAUCACUAAAAGCCGAUGCACUUUUGAAGAAGACACUCAAAUUAAGUAACAAGGAUAUAAUUGGGUCCGGAGGGCAUGGAACUGUGUAUAAACUAUGCCUAAAUGAUGGAACAUCAUAUGCAGUGAAGAGAUUGAACAGGGGAAGUCAAGAUCGAGAUCGCGGUUUCGAGAGAGAAUUAGAAGCCAUGGGAGAUAUCAAGCACAAAAACAUACUUACCCUCCAUGGGUACUACACUUCCCCUCACUAUAAUCUUCUUAUAUAUGAGCUUAUGCCUAAUGGAAGUCUAGAUGCUUAUCUUUAUGGGAGAAUGAAGAAUAAGAAGCAUCUAGAUUGGUGUUCAAGAUACAAAAUAGCAUUAGGAACAGCAAGAGGAAUAGCCUACCUUCACCAUGACUGCAUACCACAUAUCAUACACAGAGAUAUCAAAUCAAGUAACAUCUUACUUGAUCAUAAUAUUGAGGCUCGGCUAUCUGACUUUGGGUUAGCUACUUUCAUGGAACCUGAUAAUACUCAUGUUUCCACUGUUGUUGCUGGCACUUUUGGUUACUUAGCUCCAGAAUACUUUGAUACAGGGAAAGCUACUGCAAAAGGGGAUGUUUAUAGCUUCGGUGUUGUGUUAUUAGAGCUUUUGACCGGAAAAAAGCCCAUUGAUGAAGCAUUUGAGGGAACAAAACUCGUUACUUGGGUAAAGGCAGUUGUCCAAGAAAAAAGAGAAGAGCAUGUUUUGGACAGUAGGUUGGAGGGCAGCCCCAUUAAUGAAGUUAAUUCAGUGUUUAACAUCGCAUUAAUGUGCUUAGAAACACAGCUAUUAAAGAGACCAACCAUGGCUGAAGUUGUAAAAUUGUUGGAGACUGCAAAAUCAAACAAAACAUUUUUAAAUGUUUCAUUAGAUAAUGUUGUCUAAAAUAUAGUUUAUGUCCGUUUCAAAUUACUGUAACUGUAACUGAUUGUGACAUUUUGUGUAGGAAAAAUAUUAAUAUAAUAAAACGGAAGAAGUAGUAAAAUAUUCUAUAAA